Colletotrichum truncatum is the source of this 1887-nucleotide messenger RNA. RefSeq names its product apopolysialoglyco-like protein. Lineage: Eukaryota; Fungi; Ascomycota; Sordariomycetes; Glomerellales; Glomerellaceae. The record is from RefSeq and is a predicted model, not a curated record.
AUGGCAGACAAUGAUGAUGAUGAAGGUGACGACGACGGCGACGACGGUGAAGACGGCGACGAUGGCGAUGACGAACAGCGUGAGCGCGAGAAUACAGAUAACCAGGAUCAUGAGAUGACGGACGCUUCGCCCUCUAUCCCGACGCCAACUGUAGAUGCCUCGAUAGAGCCGGCCGAUCCCGAGUCUCCUCUGUCGAAGCGGGCAGCGCCGUCGGUGAAUCCCAUCAAUCUCGCACCACCUCACCUGGCAAGCUCAUCGCCAAAGGGCAGUCCUCUCAAAAACGUGGUUCUGCCAUCUCCAACCGAAGCAUCCCCGCAGAUCUCACCUAUUGCAGAGAUUCUGCCCCCCACCUCUUCCGCCGCCGUCGCCGCUGCCGCCGCUGCCGUCGCUACCACGGACCCUGUUGCUUCCACUGCUCCCGCCGCUCCCGCCGCUCCUGAAGUCCCUGCUCCCGCUAGCGAGCCGCAGGAAGCAGAUGUCACCAUGGCCGAUCAGUCUACUGAUCUGCCUGAGCCUGCGACUGAGGCCCCGGCUGAAAAGCCCGUACCAGCUGCUGGAGAUGAGCAGCUGCCCCUCGACACGGUUCCGGAAGCCAUACCAGAGACAUUCAUCCCGCCCGCUGAGAAGGUUGGUGACAUUGCGUCACCUAUGGCUGAGACUAGAUCCACGUUUUCUAUGGCGACAACAGCAGAGACAGAAGGCUCGGGCUCAAGGAUAGAGAGCACUGAUCAGACCAUCGCAUCGAAUGAUGCUCCUCAAGAGGACGCCAUGGCUCUGGAUAUUCCUGACAUGCCCGAAGCUUCUGAAGCCGCCAAUGUCCCCGACAUACCAGAGGCUCCGGAAGCGACUGAUGCACCACCAGUCACAGAGGCACCCCAGGUACCACCUGUUGAAGAACAGCCGGCCCCGGCGGUUGAGGAGGCGGACUCUGAGAUGAAAGAUGACAGCGCCCCGACGCAGCCAACGCCCAUCGAGGAGCCUCCUGCUGCUGCUGCCGCAGAGACAGAGACCAGCGUACCCAUGACUGAGGACGUCCCAGCUGCCACACCUGGCCCUGUGGAGCCAGAGCAACAACCAGAGCCUGCCCAGUCGCCUGCCAAGUCUCCACUGAAGUCUCCAGUCAAGUCGCCCCAGCCGUCGGCUCAGGCCGAGCCUUCCCCAGCAGCAGCGCCAGUGGAGGUGCCCACCGACGUGCCUACUGUGGAACCUGUUGAAGCUCCCGUUGAAGCUGCUGUCGAACCGGCAGCUCAAACUUCGACCGAAACUACAAGUGAGAUUCCAGCUCCAGUACCAAUCGAGCCACCAGUCGAGCCUGCACCUGUGGAUGACAUUCCCAUGGACAUCCCAGUUGAGACUCAGGCUAAGGCUUCCAUUGAAGCCCCUAUCGAAGCACCAGCUGAAGUCGUAGCUGAAGCGCCAGCGGAAGCGCCUGUGGAUGCUCCGCCAGCCCCCGUCGAGCCACCUGUCGAACCAACAGUCGACGCACCUCCUGAACCCUUGGCUGAAAUCCCAACCGCAGAACCCGAAGUAAACCCACCCACCGUGGCAGAAGUACCGCUUGUCACCACUGAUGAUGGCCCUGACCUGUUGGCCGGCUUGGAGACGGAGCUGAAUCGUCAGGCGGAAUUGAGUAAAUCCCCGCUUCCCGAACCACCUGCGGCGCCGCACCCCGAGCCUGCCGAGCUGCCUGAAGUCGAAAAUCCGGUACCUCUCCCCGAGGUCCCGCCGGUUGAGCCAGAGAAGCCUGCGGAAGAGCCGAAGGAGGCUGCUCCUGCUGCCGAUCCGGCCCCAGCAGCCGAGCCUCCUGCAACCGCGGAAGACGCACCAAAGGAAGACGCGGAGAAGAAACCGGAGACGGCAACGGAUGCGUCUGUUGCUGAUGCUUAG